This is a messenger RNA of Cryptomeria japonica (Japanese cedar), 688 nucleotides long. RefSeq lists its product as uncharacterized. The record is from RefSeq and is a predicted model, not a curated record. NCBI's taxonomy places the organism in Eukaryota, Viridiplantae, Streptophyta, Pinopsida, Cupressales, Cupressaceae. The coding region runs from base 8 to 490 and encodes 160 amino acids. The transcript has 4 exons.
UGUUGCAAUGGAGAUCUGUAGCAAGCGUAUACUAUUUGCAAGCAUUCUAUUAUUUCUCUGCAUAUCAAUCUGCUAUGCAGAGGAUGGUCCAGCACAAGAAGAUCCACCAGAGAUAGUUGGGAAGGCGAUGUCCUGUUUCGAUCAUGUCUAUGAAUGUCCGCCUGCACAUCGUUUGACGCCAAGUGGUACACUCAACGUUCCUUAUGAACAAACAGAUGAGUACUGCAAUAGUGGUUGUUAUGACGGGACACAGUUGGUUCUCACUUGUAUCGAUCAAAUACUUACAAACUUCGAAUUUUACAACAAGGCUACUGUUGAAGAUAUCAGAAAAACAAUUGUGCAAGCCUGCAGUAAUACUGAUAAACGCGGAGAUUUUAACGUAAUGGAGCGGGUCACUGCGAGUGGGAGUACGGGCAAAACUGAGGCUAAGAAUAUUGGUGGCGUAAUCAUGAUGUUUCUAUUCUUGGCAGGACUGCUAUUACCUGUAUGAUUUAGCAGGGGUGCCUGCCCUAAUUACAAUAAUAUAAACAAUAAAUCUGAACAGGGUAUGGUACUGUAUACAAUUUGUUUAUGACCUUUAUAUGGAGAAGGAUACAACAUUAUAGAUACAAGUUCGAGUGUUUUAUGCAAUGUUCUAUGCAUUAUGGUUGAUAAAACAUUGUUGUAUUGGCAUAUACUAUAAUUUAUA